UCUGGGUCCCCUCCAAAAAGAAUCUUCUUUCUCUCUCUUCUCUCCCUGCGGAUGAGAUUGAGGAGAGAAGGUAAUUAGAGAGAGGAGAGGAGGGAGCAACCACCAAGCUGCAGCACAUCAGCGUCAAUUAACAGAAUUCCAGUGAAGUGGACGCGAAGAAAUGAACUAGAAGAUAAUAAUUUUGUUUACUGUUCAUUCAUUAAUUAGCUCCUCCGGCUAACGACCGCUGGCUCCCCUCUUUCUUAUUCUGCCACAUAAAUAACAACCUCCCUCCUCCUUUUCUGUCUCAUUAUACAUUCCAAGACCAAGAGAGCAGAAGAAGAAGAAGAACAAGAACGCCGCGCCGCCACAAUUCACCGGAGGAAGAACGAUGACGAACAUGGGCGACAAAAGAGAGGAGGGGGUGGUGGUGGUUGGACGUGCGGAGAUCGAUACCAGGCCGCCUUUCCGGUCAGUCAAAGAGGCCGUUCUGCUGUUUGGCGAACGGGUAUUGGCCGGAGAAAUCUAUGCCCACAAGCUCAAAGAGAUGCAAACGAGAGCAAGUGAAAAUGGAGAAUACCAGUCACGAUUCGGAGCUGUAUCAGUCGAGCUCGAAGAGACGAAACAAAGUCUUGAGAAAGCGAAAGAGGAAGGCCAUCUCAUGUCCUACUGCCUCAAAUCUCUGAAGCAGGAGCUCGAGCAAACGAAGAGAGAGUUGCAGCAGUUGAAGAAGACGAGAGAAUUCCACAAACAGCCGGUGGAUCCCGAGAUCGAAGAGCUCAAGUUCGUUGAGAACGCCAGCAGAUCAGUUGAAUUAGUCAAGCAUCAAGCUGAAGUAGAAGAAGGAGAAGAGGUAGAUGGAUUGGAGUACUUUGAGAAGAAAAGGUCUGUCAAGUUUGCCAGUCCGCCUUCUCUGGCUAAAAUCAUUACCGCCGACGUUCAGCCGCCGGCGACUGCUCCGCCUUCGAAGAAGAAGAUGAAGAGGAAGCCUCUCAUCCCUUUGCUUGGAGGGCUGUUUUCGAAGAAGAAAGGAAGCCAGGAUGAAUGCCACUCUCCCAGAGGCUGAAGAUAAUUGAUUAAUUAAUUACGUACUAAAGCAGCUUAAUUAAUUUCGUGUUCAUGCAUUUGCAUUUUCUUAUCUUUGGCUUUCAUUUUGACCAAUUCUUUUCUCUUCUUGUGAAGCAGUACCCAGUCAUGAUGAUUCUAUUGGACUUGAUCUCUAGAGUUGAGAAGAUCGAUAUUAAUUACUUGAAAUUAUUCUAGUUUGAGGGUGCAAUAAAUACAUAUAUAAU
Messenger RNA from Diospyros lotus (date-plum), 1271 nucleotides. Its product is annotated as WEB family protein At1g75720. The record is from RefSeq and is a predicted model, not a curated record. Bases 371 to 1045 code for a protein of 224 amino acids. Lineage: Eukaryota; Viridiplantae; Streptophyta; Magnoliopsida; Ericales; Ebenaceae. The transcript is spliced from 2 exons.